AGAAGAAAAUUACCAUCAAACAAUUUAAUGUUGUUGGAACAUCAGCCGAAUCAUCAUCAUCACAAUUUUCCGAAUUACAAAUGGAUCAGCCUUCAUCUCAAUCAUCAUCCGCAUCUCAAUCCGCAUCAUCAACUGUUAUUGUGAUUAGUGGACAACGUACAAAACUUUUAUGUCCAUUAAUUGAUCAAACAAAAUUAUUAACAAAUAAAAAAUUAUUGCCUUCAUCUGCUGCCAAUUCUGUUGUUGUUGUUCAUCAUCAAGAUGGUACAUCAUCCACUGCUGCCACAAUAAUACCAAUUAAAUGGCAAAAAGAAAAUUCAAUACUACCAUAUGAUCAUCGACAACAUAUACAACCAAAUGGUACAUUAAUUAUACAAUCAUCACAAAAACGUUUGGAUGAAGGUAGUUAUUAUUGUUAUUUUGAUGAAAAUUUUUCUACAUCCACUGUUACCGAUAACAACGGGAAAAAAUCCAACAACAACAAUAUUAAUGCUCAAAAUAAAGAUUUUAUUAUGAAAAAUGGUGCAGCAACUGUUCAUCUAAAAGUAAUGGAUCCACCACACGUUGCACCAUUUGAAUUUCCCGCCGAUUUACAAAUCGGAAUGAAAGCACGUGCAAUGUGUUCAGUAAUGCGUGGUGAUCAACCAUUUCGUUUUUAUUGGACACAAGAUGGUCAUCGUUUAGAAUCAGAUUUACCAACUGAAGAUACUGGUGCCAUAUAUCGUCUGCAACAUUUUCGUGAUUAUUCAAUGCUUACUGUCGAUAGUUUGACAUUAGCACAUGCCGGUAAUAUUACCUGUACAGUAUCGAAUGAUGCAGCAAGAACAUCACAAAGUUCAUUACUUAAAGUUAAUGCACCACCACAAUGGUUAAUCGAACCAAAAGAUACACAGGUAAUAUUACAUCAAUCAGUUAGAAUUGAUUGUCUGGCAUCUGGAUCACCAAAACCAUUUACAACAUGGAAACGUGCUAUAGGUACAAGCCCAUGGGAAUAUAUACCAAUCUAUAAUUCAAUACAUUAUUAUCUACAUUCAAAUGGUUCGUUACAAAUUAAAUCGGCAACACAUCAACAAUCUGGCCAAUAUAUUUGUCAAUCAACAAAUGGAUAUGGUACGGAUAUUGGAAAAUUAAUUCAUCUUAAAAUUAAUGAACCACCAAGAUUUCAAAUAACCAUUCAACAACAAUCAGCACAUAAAGAUCGUCCAGUACGAUUAAUAUGUCCACCGGAAGGUGAUCAUCCAAUACAUAUGGAAUGGUUUCAAUUAAUCAAUGAUACCAAUCGAAAUUUAGAAUCAUUAGAUUCAAAACGUGACAAUCAUGGCAAUAAUAAUCGUGCCAAAAUAUCAUUAAAUGCCAAUGAUAAUUUUAAUGAUAAAUAUCUAUUUGAAAUCAAAGAAAUUUCCCGAAAAUUUCUUUCAGAUGAACGACAACAAUCAACAUCUAAAUCAUCCUCCUCUACAAAUCAACAAAAAUCCAAAAAUCUUAUUGUUUCAAUAUUAACCAUACGUAAACCAACACGUUUAGAUUCAAGUUUAUUUUUAUGUAAAGCAUCAAAUGAAUAUGGUUGGGCUGAAAUGAAAAUUCGUCUUAUUGUUAAAGAAAAACCUGAUGUUCCGGAAAAAUUUUCCAUACAAAACGUGACUGAAUCUCGAACGGAAAUACGUUGGCAUGAAUCAUUUAAUGGAAAUUCUAAUAUUGUUAAUUAUGUGGUACAAUAUCGUCUUAUUACGAAUCCAUCAACAACAACACGAAAUGACAAUCAAAUAUCAUCAUCAUCGACAUCGACAACCGAUUCGUCAAUCAAUGUUUUAGAUAUGGAU
Molecule: messenger RNA, 1820 nt
Organism: Dermatophagoides pteronyssinus (European house dust mite)
Lineage: Eukaryota; Metazoa; Arthropoda; Arachnida; Sarcoptiformes; Pyroglyphidae
Biological process (GO): cell-cell adhesion
Molecular function (GO): protein binding
Source: RefSeq, a predicted model, not a curated record